AUGGAGGCAUCCGGAAACGGAUCCAGUUUUGGAAUCGACUCGCUGCUUUCCCACCGACCGGGCAGUCCGAUGUCCAAGGGGGGCAGCCUGGUGGGGGACUGCCGCUCGCCGCUCGAGUUCAGCCCGAGGUCGGAUGUGGAGAGCGGCUGCUCAUCUCCUCCGUCGCCCCGGAGGGAAUGCGUGGAGGAAGUAUCGCAGAGACAGGGCCACGGCAUCGGUCUCCCGCAGCACCUGCAGCACGCGCAGAUCUCCGCCGGGUCCCAGCAGCGGACGGUGACGUCGUCCUUCCUCAUCAGAGACAUCCUGGCGGACUGUAAACCUUUGGCCGCCUGCGCGCCCUACUCGAGUAACGGGCAGCCUACCCAGGAGACGGGGAGGCUUGGGUCGAAAAUUGCGGAUGACUUCAUGGAUAAAAUCCACAGCAACUCCUCGUCGGACAGUGAAUAUAAAGUGAAGGAGGAGGGCGACAGGGAGAUCUCGAGCAGCAGGGACAGCUCGCAGGUGCGGCUGAAGAAACCCCGGAAGGCGCGAACGGCGUUCACUGACCACCAGCUCGCCCAGCUCGAGCGCAGCUUCGAGCGACAAAAGUACCUGAGCGUGCAGGACCGCAUGGAGCUCGCGGCCUCCCUCAACCUCACGGACACGCAGGUCAAGACCUGGUACCAGAACCGGAGGACUAAGUGGAAGAGGCAGACGGCGGUUGGACUGGAGUUGUUAGCGGAAGCCGGUAAUUAUUCUGCCCUGCAGCGGAUGUUCCCGUCCCCUUACUUCUACCCUCAAAGCCUGGUGUCCAACCUGGACCCGGGAGCAGCGCUCUACCUGUACAGAGGACCCUCGGCGCCCCCGCCGGCGCUUCAGAGACCCCUGGUCCCCAGGAUCCUCCUGCACGGCCUUCAGGGGGGCAGCGAGCCGCCCCCUCUCCCCCCUCUCUCCGGCGUGCUCUCCCGGCCGGGCCAGCAACGCUGGUGA
Molecule: messenger RNA, 969 nt
Organism: Gadus chalcogrammus (walleye pollock)
Lineage: Eukaryota; Metazoa; Chordata; Actinopteri; Gadiformes; Gadidae
Gene: barhl1b
Product: BarH-like homeobox 1b
Exons: 4
Coding region: 1-969 (322 amino acids)
Biological process (GO): regulation of transcription by RNA polymerase II
Cellular component (GO): nucleus
Molecular function (GO): DNA-binding transcription factor activity, RNA polymerase II-specific; RNA polymerase II transcription regulatory region sequence-specific DNA binding
Source: RefSeq, a predicted model, not a curated record